AUGACAGUAAGUGCUGUUGAUGAUGAUUCAGAAGGUGUCCAAGAUGAUGGGGAAGAUGAUGAUAUGAUGGCAGCAUUGCAAGAUGCCGCAGGGGGAAUGUAUUUUAAUGUUACUGGAGAUGGUUUUCCCGAAGAACAAAAUACAUCUAAAGAAGAUUUUUCGGAUCUAUUUCAACAAGCUGAAAAAGAGUUAUACCCAGGUUGUACCAAAUUUUCUGCACUGACAUUUAUAGUGAAGUUAACAAAUAUUAAGGAGUUAAAUCGUUGGAGUGACAAGUCAUUUGACAUGUUACUUCAAUUACUGAGGGAAGCAUUUCCAAAAGGAACUAAGAUUGGAAAAUCACUAUACAAGAAUAAAGAUUUGGAUAAAUGUCCUAUCUGUGCUGAACCAUGUUACAAAUUUCAAAAUGCUAAGGGUAAACGUAUUCCUCAUGAGUCUCGACAUAAUGCUGCUGAUAUGAGAUGGCAUAAAGAGAAGCAUCCUAACAAAGAAGGUGUGUUAAAGCAUCCAGCUGAUGGAGAAGCAUGGAAGCACUUUUAUGAAAAAUUUCCAACAUUCUCUGCAGAACCCGAGACGUUCGCACCCGGAAAGGAUAUUGAUAUAUAUCUAAGACCUUUAAUUGAUGAGUUGAUAGAUUUGUGGGAUAGAGGUGUCAUGACUUACAAUGUGUCAACAAAUGAAAAUUUGAGAAUGCACUCAGUAAUAAACCGAAGAAAUUUACCUAUACGCCAUGCUUGGAGGAAUAAUACACAAGUCGAUGGAAAGUCUGAACGGACGCCAGCUCCAAGAAACUUUAUAGAAGUUGAAAUGCUACAACAAUUAGACAGAGUAAGAGAGGAAAAACCAAGAAAACAUCCUGAUAAUGUUGAUAGGAAGAGAAAACAUGAUUCAUGUGAAUUAAAUUGGACAAAGAAAAGUAUAUUUUUUGAACUUGCUUAUUGGUUUGAGUUGAAAAUAAGACAUAUCUUGGAUGUGAUGCACAUUGAGAAAAAUAUAUGUGAAAAUGUGGUUGGAACAAUGUUGGGUAUUGAGGGUAAAUCAAAAGAUACUGUUAAGGUAUGGAUGGAUUUAGAGGACUUGGGAAUCCGAAAGCAUUUGCGUUUGCAACGUCAUGGUAAUCGAGUUUUGAAGCCGAUAAGAUGUUAUUCGUUGACAUUGGAUGAGAAAAGAGAGUUUUGUAUAAGACCUUAUGUCAAUAAGGAGGUUAGUACUACAAUAACUGAGUUAGCCAUGUUCUUCCAAAAAAUUUGUGCUCGGAAGCUUACUAUUUCAGACUUAGACGCUAUGCAAGAUGGGAUUGUAAUUACAUUGUGCAAGUUGGAAAAAAAAUUUCCUCCUGCCUUCUUCGAUAUCAUGUUCCAUUUAGCAGUCCAAUUACCCUAUGAGGCGAAGAUGGAUGGACCAGUGCAUACUCGUUGGAUGUAUCCAUUUGAAAGCGGGCACACUGAAGUAUUGCAAAAUAGAGGUGUUAUUAACAUUGAUGAAAUAUGUGAGAAAGAAUUUCCAGGUUGGUUUAAAGAAAAAGAUCCUAAUGUAAGCAAAGAGUUGUAUACACUGGCAUGUGGACCAAAUUACAAAAUAAAAUCCUAUAGAGCAUGUGAUGUGAAUGGAGUUCGGUAUCGCACCAAAUCACGUGAUGCUGGACGUGUCACACAAAAUAGUAGCAUUUGGGUUGAAGUUGAAUGUUGUGAUUACUAUGGACUAAUUGAGGAGAUUCUUGAACUGAAUUAUACUUUUGACCACAAAGUUGAACUUUUUAAGUGCACGUGGUAUGACCCAAAUGUAAGUAGAAAGAAUAUACACACAGACAUUGGCAUCACGAGCAUCAACAUAAGUGCACAUUGGUAUGAAAAUGAACCUUAUGUGCUCUCUAGACAAGCUUGCCAAGUGUUCUAUGUGGAUGAUUAUAAACUGGGUCAAAAUUGGAAGGUGGUUCAAAAGUUCCAUCAUCGUCAUGUGUUGGAUGUUCCAGACAAUUUGGAUGAAAGAGAUGGUAAUGACAAUAAUGUUGAGCAUGGUGAAAGUGAAGCUUAUCAAGAAAUAAGUUCUAAAGAUGUUGAGAUAACAUUCGAAUUAACAUACAUUGAGCAACUUAAUUGA
Molecule: messenger RNA, 2100 nt
Organism: Olea europaea var. sylvestris
Lineage: Eukaryota; Viridiplantae; Streptophyta; Magnoliopsida; Lamiales; Oleaceae
Exons: 8
Coding region: 1-2100 (699 amino acids)
Source: RefSeq, a predicted model, not a curated record